UACACGCGCGUAACGCACGCACACGGUGCCGUGGACCACCCGUAUACACGCGCGGCCGCGCCGCGUACACCACCGCCCUGAAUCCGGACGGGGACUUUAGCACACCGACACCUCCGCGGGAGGUGUGGGGGUGAGCCCCCAGAGUAGGUGUCAAUCCUAGCGCUGCUCAGUGACCAUCGCGGCGCCACCCAAGUAACACCUUUCGUCCGGCUCUUCGGCCUCGACCGAUCCUCCACUCAAAUCGUCAAAUCGUGGUUAUCGAAGGACGGAGAUAAGCCCCGUGUCUCUUUUUCUCGUCGUUCGAGUCAUCGUCGACUCGCGCUCUUUACUUCGCGUGCGCGCGUGUCAACCGGCAUGUGAAACGCCUUCGAACUGUCGAAAAUCCCGCGUGUCGUCAACGUCCGUCGGACGGUCGAACGGCUGCCUGAAACUUGUAACAGUGUUUGACAGAAGCAAAGAGAGGGAAAGAGAGAGAGAGAGACGCAGGGAGUGACGCGAGAAGUCAGUGGUGAGUGAACGUAGGAUCUGCUUGCUGUUGGAGUGUCAAGUGUCUCGACAUGAGAGUGACUCUUAUACUGAAAAUCUACCACGCGGCGUCACCGUAGACGUCCGCCCGCGAGUGACAGCACGAGUGCCAGUGUACAAUUCUUUCUUGUUUUACUUCGGACGACUCGCUCGUUUCACGACUCUCGCGAGUGAUAUCUCGAAAGUACUUUGCGUCAUGAAGGUGAAGGCACGCUGAAGCGGACACGGCAGGAUCAAGCAGUCGUAAGAUGUCGACUAGACGAUUUUUGGCAAUAGCCAGCGAGAGGACGAUCGUCGGCAGCGAUUUUCCGCAGCUGGAAAUUCGCGUGGAAGAGAAACGCGGGCGUUUCGAGGAUCGCGAUUCACGAUUUUGAGUUUGGCGAGUGCCAAACGUCUAUCUAGAGAACGCGUGUGUGUGUGUGUAUGUGUGCAUAUAUGUGUGCGCGACCGCGCGAAUAUGAAAAACAAGCGCGAUUGUUGAACGCAUCGGACACAAUACUCGCAGUGAGAGCAGUCUUCGGCUUCCGACGGCUUGACGAGCGGCUCGCGCGAGCGACAGACGCUUAUUCGAAAAACAAGUGCGAGGUGGAGCAGAAAGAAAGAAAGAGAUAGAGAGAAUCAUCGCGCGAGUAGCAUUGGAAGCAGGUUUGAGUCACUCGAAGAGGAAUCUCGCGCGACUCGGCACACCCGCCCGUCUCGAUGAGAUUCGAACAAGACACAGCGUGCAGGGGUACCCACUGCGCCAGCACUCCGCAACCCUCCGCGCUGCAGCAGCGAUCACGGCCCGAGGAGGAGGUGGUGGUGGAGGAGGAGGAGGAGGACGACGACGACGAGGACGAUUCCUCCAAGAAGGACAUCGACGGUCAACGGCGUAGACUUGGUGGCAUAGAAUUGGAGGCUAACGUGGUCGAGGGUGCGAACACGGGGCCGCGGGCCGAGGCGGGGGGGCCUGGGAUGGCGUAUCCCGCAUCAGCGACGGCUUUGAAUCAGCACUCGCCCUUCGCAAGCGCGAUCGCCGGAGGCACGCCGCCCGCGAGCAACCCCAACGGCCACAUCGGUGCCGGCACCGGACAUCUGCCGGCACCGGCGGCACCCAGGCCGACGGACUUUAGCGUCUCCUCGCUGCUGACCGCGGCGAGCACCCAUCCGCCCGGUAUCCUGGGCGGCUCGUCGUCGCAGAGUAGCGCAUCACCGCCACCCGGCGGACCCGGUAGUCCGGCCGCGGCUCCGGAAACGCCGCCGCCUUUGCCGGUGAGCGGCCAACGCGACUUGUCUCACCCGUCCUCGGCGGUGGCGGCCGCCAGCUACUUCAGCGCUGCCGCUCUGGCGGCAGCGGGUUUCUACAAUCCCGCGGCGCAUCUACCGCCCACGAGCUCGCCGGGGCCAACGGCGGCCGCCGCCGCCGCUGCUGCGGCGCAUCAUCUCCAGGGCAAGGGGAUACUCACCGGCGCCCAUCAUCAUCCGCAUCUCAAUCCGCACGGUAUCACGCCGCCAGGUCUAGGUCUGGGUCCGCACACGCCGGAAGAGGCCGCUGUCCUGGCGGCAGCCGCGGCGGCCUUACAUCAUCAUCACCAAGGUCCUGGCGGUCCGGCGAUGAGGCCCCUGAGGCCGCCGCUACCGCCGGGGAUGCUCCACACGUCGCCGCAUCCCCUGGCCACGCAUCACCCCCUUACGGCGCCGCAUCAUCCCCUCGUACCGCCCCAUCAUCCGGAAGAGGAUGGUGUCGUUGACGAUCCCAAAGUCACGCUUGAGGGCAAGGAGCUUUGGGAGAAAUUCCACAAGCUCGGAACGGAAAUGGUCAUUACGAAGAGCGGCCGGCAGAUGUUUCCUCAGAUGAAGUUCCGAGUUUCCGGCCUGGAUGCUAAGGCCAAGUACAUCCUUCUGCUGGACAUUGUCGCCGCCGACGACUACAGAUACAAAUUCCACAACAGACGCAUGUUUCCCGCGUAUAAAGUGAGGGUGUUCGGGUUAGACAAGCAGGCUAGCUACAUACUUCUAAUGGACAUCGUGGCAUCGGACGAAUGCCGAUAUAAAUUUCACAACAGUAGGUGGAUGGUAGCGGGUAAGGCGGAUCCGGAAAUGCCGAAGAGGAUGUACAUACAUCCGGACUCGCCGAGCAGCGGCGAGCAAUGGAUGCAGAAGGUCGUGAGCUUCCACAAACUCAAGCUCACCAACAACAUCAGCGACAAGCACGGCUUUGUAAGUACUACGAUACUGAACUCGAUGCACAAGUAUCAACCGAGAUUUCACCUCGUGCGAGCCAACGACAUCCUGAAACUUCCGUAUUCGACGUUCAGAAGUUACGUUUUCAAGGAGACGGAAUUCAUUGCCGUAACGGCUUAUCAAAAUGAAAAGAUCACCCAGCUGAAGAUCGAUAAUAACCCUUUUGCGAAAGGAUUUCGGGACACUGGCGCGGGAAAGCGCGAGAAAAAAAGGCAGGCGCUACUGACAGUAUCGGGCGGCGGUUCCCGUUUGACAGCUGGCGGACCAGCGUCGCCGGACAAGAGACGCUCAUCCAACUCUGCCACCGAUCUCAUGGAUGACGAGGACAAGCUGCUGGAUGUGGUCGGCCCCGACACGCCACAUCCGGCCCAUCAUCAUCGGGAACGGGAGCACUCCCGGGAAAGGGAUGACCGAACGAGCGAGCGGGGCGAAGGUAGCGAAUCGUCCGGGUCUGAGAGUGGCGGCGGGCCAGGCCCGACCGGGUCCGAGGGCCCACGGCCGGAUGUCUCCGUCGGUCCGCCACUUCAUCCGCCACUGUUGCCGUAUCUGUAUCCGCCGGUUCCCGGACUUUAUCCUGGACCCGGUCCCCUGAUACCACCCACGCCCCUGGGUCUGCACGGCGGUGUCACACCCGGCAUGCUGUUCAACGCCCAACUGGCCUUGGCGGCCUCUCAACAUUCAGCGCUCUUUGCGCACUAUCCGCAUCCUCUGGCGAGUCCCUUGCAUCAGCUAAAGGGUCACAGAUUCGCGCCCUAUACCCUCCCGGCUCCUUCGCACGGUUCCGCUUUUGAGACCGUGACACCCGGCAGCAGGACCUUGAGCCCGAGAUCGCCACCGCCGAGGCCACCAACCGAUUCGCCGACGCCCACCAGUGGCAGCGCUCUGACCUCCACGACGCCCAGCUCUGCGGGCGAACUCAAGUCUAUCGAGAACAUGGUGAACGGGCUGCAAGAAAAGAGACGGAGAAGUCCCAGUUUGACGCCCGGGCAUCGGGGCGACGAUGCCGGCGGGGGGAGUCCGUGACAGGAGAACGAACCUGUGAGCAGUACGAAGGACGAUCCAGAUGAGGAUUGCGCCGACGAGUCUGGCGGCGACCCGGAAGACCUCUCCGCCGACGAGAGGGAGCCGGACUCUACGUCGGAGCCGUCGUAGCGGUAGGAACGUCGACUGGUCGAUAUUCGGUUCUCAGUCUUCUGCCUCUUCCUCCUUGUCUUAUUUGGGAAUCUUGGUUGCGCUCGAUCGUCUGCCAGGAUUUUUGCUGGACGCGCCGGAGGGGAGCGAGGAUGGCCGGACUCUCAUACUAUAAAGUGCAAUUUUAUUUCCGGAGUAGCGCCGCGCUCGAGAAGUCGUGCUCACGAGCGAAAAUGGCACUCUUCGUGCUUUCGGGACAGGACAAGGAGUCCUUCGCGUGUUUCCUGUAUCUGUAAAUAGACUUCAGUGCACGAUCCGCGUGCGUUAGGAGUAUAUCUCUGUUGGAAGACCGCGUGGCGGGAUACGGUAGACUCUCGACCAACGUUGCGCCUAUUACGCGUUAAUGUAAAUUUAAACGAGACGCAAAGGUGAAUGCGAUAGGAGGAAAAUGAAUGCGAGAGAGGAAGAGAGAGUCUACGAGCGCGUACCUGUAUCUCGUGUGAGUCUACGUUCUACCUGUGUACGUUAGGUCUCAAGGGAAAAGAACAGAGAAUAUUGCAAUAUAAGAGCACCUCCUAUUAUUUGCAGUCCCUGUAUAUAUGUAC
Molecule: messenger RNA, 4484 nt
Organism: Cataglyphis hispanica
Lineage: Eukaryota; Metazoa; Arthropoda; Insecta; Hymenoptera; Formicidae
Gene: bi
Product: optomotor-blind protein
Exons: 8
Coding region: 1225-3771 (848 amino acids)
Biological process (GO): cell fate specification; positive regulation of DNA-templated transcription; regulation of transcription by RNA polymerase II
Cellular component (GO): nucleus
Molecular function (GO): DNA-binding transcription factor activity, RNA polymerase II-specific; RNA polymerase II cis-regulatory region sequence-specific DNA binding
Source: RefSeq, a predicted model, not a curated record